Molecule: messenger RNA, 2706 nt
Organism: Linum trigynum
Lineage: Eukaryota; Viridiplantae; Streptophyta; Magnoliopsida; Malpighiales; Linaceae
Source: the annotation of a GenBank genome assembly
AUGGACGUUCGUGUGAUCGAAGAAGGAAUGGGUCAGCGAACAAUGGCUAGCGAUGGAGAUGCGGAAAACAAUGACGGUGCAGAAGCAAACAACAACACGGUGCAACGUGAUAAUGGUACUGCUGCUGAGCCACACAUAGGUAUGGAGUUCACUACUGACGAUGCUGCCAAGACUUUCUAUGAAGAGUACACUAGACGUCUAGGGUUCAACUCCAAGGAUGGUCAGUCGGUUCGUUCAGAAACUGAUGGGACAAUUGUUGCUCGGGAAUUUUUGUGUGGUAAAGAAGGACCGAAGCGACGGUCUACUGAUACUUGUGAUGCAAUGCUUAGGAUAGCACUGAAGAGUGAGGAUAAGUGGGUGGUCACAAAGUUUGUGAAAGAUCAUACUCAUUCCUCUAAUAACAGUCCCACCAAACUUCAGACAUCAAAUAAUGGCCCCACCAAACAACAGUCAUCUAAUAAUGGUGCCACCAAACUUCAGUCCCUCCGGCCCAGAAGGCAUUUUGCUGGUGCUGCAAAAUCCUUCUCCACUGAAACGAACCAACGAGUGGUAGGGAAAGUUCCCAGUGGACUAAUGUAUGUUUCCAUGGAUGGAAACAGACCCCAACAAGAGAAUCGUGGGAUUAGGAACUCUGUUGGUGAACCGACUCGUGUUAUGAAGAGCUAUCCAGUAGCAAUCAAUCCUGCUAUUUGGCCAAUUAUGCACAAGAAAACACUAGGAAGGGAUGCACAAAAUCUGUUGGAGUAUUUCAAGAAGAUGCAGGCUGAGAACCCUGGUUUCUUUUAUGCAAUACAGCUAGAUGAAGAUAACCGUAUCUCGAAUGUUUUCUGGGCUGAUGCUAGGUCAAGGACAGCUUAUAGUCAUUUUGGGGAUGCCAUCACAUUUGACACAAACUACAGAGUCCACCAAUAUAGGGUACCAUUUGCUCCAUUUACAGGGCUGAACCAUCAUGGACAGAUGAUUUUGUUUGGUUGUGCAAUACUACUGGAUGAGUCCGAGGCUUCUUUUAUUUGGCUUUUCAAGACAUUUCUUACGGCGAUGAACGAUCGGCAUCCUGCAUCAAUUAUCACUGAUCGCGAUAAGGCCAUACAAGUUUCAGUCUCACAAGUCUUUCCUGAAACAAGACAUUGUUUGAAUAAGUGGAAUGUCUUGAGGGCAGGGCAAGAAAAGUUGGCUCAUGUAUGCCUUUCCCAUCCCAGUUUCCAGGUGGAGCUGUACAAUUGUAUCAACUUGACUGAAACUAUUGAGGAAUUCGAAUUCUCGUGGAGUUCAUUAGUUGACAAAUAUGAUCUGAAGGGGCAAGAAUGGCUCCAGUCUUUGUACGACUCUCGUGCUCAAUGGGUACCAGUAUACUUCCGAGAUUCUUUCUUCGCUGUAAUAUCUCCAGAUCAUGCAUUCGAUGCUUCUUUUUUUGAUGGUUAUGUUAACCAACAGACUACCUUACCAAUGUUCUUUAGGCAGUACGAAAGAGCGUUAGAGGUUUCGUUCCAAAGGGAGCUAGAAGCUGAUUUUGAUACAAUUUGUGCUACACCGGUCCUAAGGACGCCUUCCCCUAUGGAGAAACAGGCGGCAGAUCUAUAUACAAAGAAAGUAUUUACAAAGUUUCAGGAAGAGCUGGUUGAAACUUUUGUUUAUACUGCUAACAGAAUCGAGGGCGAUGCAACUGUCAGCACAUUCAGGGUUGCUAAGUUUGAAGAUGAUGACAAGGAAUAUACUGUUACAUUGAACUAUGGAGAUAUGAUAGCCAACUGCAGCUGCCAAAUGUUUGAGUAUUCAGGCGUUCUGUGCAGACAUGUUUUGACAGUGUUCACUGUUACAAAUGUUCUUACUCUGCCACCUCAUUAUAUCUUGGGGCGAUGGACAGUAAAUGCCAAAGCUGGUCAUGGGAUUGCUGGACCUAGUACCGAGUCAUCAUCAAACCCGGAAAUUCUUACAUCUCGAUACAACACUCUCUGUCGAGAAGCUAUUAAAUAUGCUGAAGAGGGAGCAGUAGCUUCAGAGACUUAUACUGCAGCAUUGGCUGCCCUUGGAGAGGGUAUAAAGAAGGUUGCAGCUGCCAAGAAAAAUGUUGCCAAAGUUUCACCAACAAGCUUACAGGUUAGCGGGACAGCUGCUCAGGAUGACAAAAAGACAUCUGCACCAGCAUCAGAUGCACCCUCUCUGUUAUGGCCUGAUCAAGAUGAAGCUAGUCGUAGUUUUAAUCUGAAUGAUAAUGGAGCUUCAACUCAGUCUGUUGCUGAUCUAAAUUUUCCCAGAAUGUUCCCUGUAUCUGUGCUGGGAGACGAUGGUCCUCCUGGAAACCUGGUAGUUCUCCCUUGUCUUAAAUCAAUGACCUGGGUGAUGGAAAACAAGAAUUCUACAACUGGAAGCCGAGGCGCCGUUAUCAACCUAAGGUUGCAAGAUUACAGCAAGACCCCCUCAUCUGAAUUUGAGGUUAAGUUUAAUGCUUCAAGAGUCUCAUUAGAGCCCAUGCUGAAGUCUAUGGCAUAUAUCAGUGAACAGCUUGCUGCACCACCUAACACUUUCGCUGUAAUCAACUUGAAGCUUAAUGAUACUGAAACUAAUUCUGAAGAGUCAGAAGUGAGAUUCAGGAUCUCCCGAGAUACCCUAGCUGCUAUGUUAAGAUCGAUGGCCUACAUACGUGAGCAGCUCGCAAACACUGCAGAGCCAUCGGUGGAACCUCAACAAAAGAAGCAACGGAAGUGA